Molecule: messenger RNA, 2106 nt
Organism: Thyridium curvatum
Lineage: Eukaryota; Fungi; Ascomycota; Sordariomycetes; Thyridiales; Thyridiaceae
Exons: 4
Coding region: 1-2106 (701 amino acids)
Biological process (GO): ATP synthesis coupled electron transport
Cellular component (GO): membrane
Molecular function (GO): NADH dehydrogenase (ubiquinone) activity; iron-sulfur cluster binding
Source: RefSeq, a predicted model, not a curated record
AUGCUGCGGCACACUCUAGCACGUUCGGCUUGGCGGACAGGCAGGCACGCCGCCAAUGCCUCGAGAGCUUUUUCGGCAACAGCUCAGCGCCCGGCAGAAGUGGAACUGACCAUUGAUGGAAAGAAGGUCUCUAUAGAAGCUGGGUCCGCCCUGAUCCAAGCUUGCGAGAAGGCAGGCGUCACGAUUCCAAGGAAGUUGAUGAUUGCCGGUAACUGCCGUAUGUGCUUGGUGGAGGUCGAGCGAGCGCCGAAGCCCGUUGCAUCCUGCGCCUGGCCCGUUCAGCCCGGCAUGGUUGUCAAGACGAACUCGCCCCUCACACACAAGGCCCGCGAGGGUGUGAUGGAAUUUUUGCUAGCAAACCACCCUCUCGACUGCCCUAUCUGCGACCAGGGUGGGGAGUGCGAUCUCCAGGAUCAGUCAAUGCGAUAUGGUGCCGACCGUGGUCGGUUCCAUGAAGUUGGUGGCAAGCGUGCUGUGGAGGACAAGAACAUCGGCCCCCUCAUCAAGACGUCGAUGAACCGAUGCAUUCACUGCACGAGAUGUGUGCGAUUUUCCAACGAUAUCGCUGGCGCUCCGGAGAUGGGCUCGACGGGUCGUGGAAACGACCUGCAAAUCGGCACGUACCUCGAGAAGAACCUCGACUCUGAGCUGUCGGGCAACGUUAUCGACCUCUGCCCCGUUGGUGCUUUGACCUCGAAGCCGUAUGCCUUCAGGGCUCGUCCUUGGGAGCUCAAGAAGUCCGAGUCCAUUGACGUGCUGAACGGUCUUGGCUCUGCUAUUCGCGUUGACUCUCGUGGUCUCGAGGUCAUGCGCAUUCUCCCGCGUCUGAACGACGACGUCAACGAGGAGUGGAUCGACGACAAGACUCGCUUUGCCUGCGACGGUCUUAAGACUCAGAGACUCACUCUUCCUCUUGUCCGAAGGGAGGGCAAGUUCGAGCCGGCUUCCUGGGAGCAGGCCCUGAUGGAGAUCUCCGCAGCUUACCGGCAGCUUCAGCCCCAGGGCAAUGAGUUCAAGGUUGUGGCCGGUGAGCUCACCGAGGUCGAGUCCCUGGUAGCCAUGAAAGACCUGGCCAACAAGCUGGGCUCUGAGAACCUUGCUCUCGACAUGCCUUCUGGAUCUCAGCCUAUUGCCCAUGGUGUCGAUGUCCGAUCUAACUACCUCUUUAACUCCAAGAUCUGGGGCAUUGAGGAGGCCGACUGCAUGCUUAUUGUUGGCAGCAACCCCAGGCACGAGGCGGCUGUCCUCAAUGCUCGUAUCAGGAAACAGUGGCUGCGUUCUGAUCUUGAGGUUGGUCUCGUCGGCGAGACUUUCGACUCGACUUUCGAGUUUGAGCACCUUGGCACCGACUUUGCUGCCCUGAAGAAGGCUUUGGCUGGUCCCUUCGGCAAGAAGCUCCAAGCCGCCAAGCGACCCAUGAUCAUUGUCGGCUCUGGCGUCACCGACCAUGCCGAUGCCAAGGCAUUCUAUGAGCUCAUUGGCGGCUUUGUCGACAAGCACGCCGCCAACUUCAUCACCGAGGAGUGGAACGGCUACAACGUCCUCCAGAGGGCCGCCUCAAGAGCUGGCGCUUUCGAGGUUGGCUUCGUCACGCCAUCCCAGGCUGUGGCUGAGACCAAACCUAAGUUUGUCUGGCUCCUUGGUGCUGACGAGAUCAACGAGGCCGACAUUCCCAAGGAUGCUUUCAUCGUCUACCAGGGCCACCACGGUGACAAGGGCGCGCAGAUUGCCGAUAUCGUCCUUCCUGGCGCUGCCUACACCGAGAAGGCCGGUACCUACGUCAACACUGAGGGCCGUGUCCAGAUGACCCGUGCUGCCACGUCACUCCCCGGCGCUGCCAGGACAGACUGGAAGAUCAUCCGCGCCGUGAGCGAGUUCCUCGGCGCCCCUCUGCCCUACGAUGAUGUGGCCGCUCUUCGCGACAGGAUGGUUGAGAUCAGCCCGGCUCUGGCUGCCUACGACGUUGUCGAGCCCGUUGCGCUGAGGCAACUGAGCAAGGUGCAGUUGGUGGACCAGAACAAGGGCUCCAAGCCUAGCGGUGCUCCCCUGAAGAAGGUUAUCGACAAUUUCUACUUUACCGACGUUAUCUCUAGAAGGCAUGUUUGA